Messenger RNA from Pseudomassariella vexata, 1191 nucleotides. RefSeq names its product calcium/calmodulin-dependent protein kinase. Gene Ontology annotation, molecular function: calcium/calmodulin-dependent protein kinase activity; ATP binding. The coding region runs from base 1 to 1191 and encodes 396 amino acids. Gene Ontology annotation, biological process: cellular response to oxidative stress; protein phosphorylation. NCBI's taxonomy places the organism in Eukaryota, Fungi, Ascomycota, Sordariomycetes, Amphisphaeriales, Pseudomassariaceae. The transcript has 4 exons. The record is from RefSeq and is a predicted model, not a curated record.
AUGAGUUUCACUGGCCUUAUGUCCCGUCUGUCGGGCCAGCCCGACAGCUACGACAAGAAAUCGAAAUAUAGAUUUGGGCGCACACUCGGAGCAGGAACCUAUGGAAUUGUUCGAGAAGCCAAUGGCCCAACGGGCAAGGUGGCGAUCAAGAUUAUAUUGAAGAAGAAUGUCAAGGGUAAUGAGAAGAUGGUCUGGGACGAGCUGGAUAUGCUACAGCGUCUCAAGCACCCUCACAUCGUUCGUUUCGUCGACUGGUUCGAGUCCAGGGACAAGUACUACAUUGUUACCGAACUCGCUACGGGCGGAGAGCUGUUCGAUCGUAUCUGCGAGCAGGGCAAGUUCACAGAGAAGGACGCCUCGCAAACCAUCAAGCAGGUCCUUGGAGCCGUGGACUACCUACACCGCAACAAUGUCGUCCACAGAGAUCUCAAGCCAGAGAACCUCCUCUACCUCAGCAAGGAGCCCGAUUCCGACCUCGUCCUCGCCGACUUUGGCAUCGCAAAAAUGCUCGACACUAAGGACGAAGUUCUGACAACAAUGGCCGGUUCAUUUGGAUACGCAGCGCCAGAAGUGAUGCUCAAGAAGGGCCACGGCAAGCCUGUUGAUAUGUGGUCUAUGGGUGUCAUCACAUACACGCUCCUAUGCGGCUACUCACCAUUCCGCUCCGAGAACCUGCAGGACUUGAUCGACGAAUGCAGCAAUGCGUCGGUCGUAUUCCACGACAGAUACUGGAAGGAUGUCAGCGAGGACGCCAAGGAUUUCAUUUUGCACUUGUUACAACCCGAUCCUGAUGAUCGUUCGACCAGUCAGCAAGCAAUGGAGCACACCUGGCUCCGCGGCGAGAGUGCCACCGACCACAACUUGUUGCCAGAGAUCAAGGCUUACAUGGCCAAGGCCAGACUGAAGCGUGGUAUCGAGUUGGUCAAGCUGGCCAACCGUAUCGAGGCACUCAAGAUGCAAGAGGACGACCCCGAGAACCCCGACUUCCCAGACGAUGCGGUCACUGCCGCUAGGGAUUCUCCUAAGGAGACGACGGGCUCGGGCAAGGGUCGACUGACCAAAGCCAUGAAGGGCGCCAUCUUCCGCGAGGUGGUGAUGGCCAAGGUGCGCGAGAUGAAGGAGCAGGAGCAGACGCUGAAGGUCAAGGAAGAGGUCGAAAAGGAGGCCAAGAGAAAAAGUUUCAGUGGUUGA